This is a messenger RNA of Exophiala dermatitidis NIH/UT8656, 3712 nucleotides long. Its product is annotated as AFG3 family protein. NCBI's taxonomy places the organism in Eukaryota, Fungi, Ascomycota, Eurotiomycetes, Chaetothyriales, Herpotrichiellaceae. Gene Ontology annotation, cellular component: membrane; m-AAA complex. Gene Ontology annotation, molecular function: ATP-dependent peptidase activity; metalloendopeptidase activity; ATP hydrolysis activity. The coding region runs from base 208 to 2943 and encodes 911 amino acids. The record is from RefSeq and is a predicted model, not a curated record. The transcript has 2 exons. Gene Ontology annotation, biological process: mitochondrial protein processing; protein-containing complex assembly.
AUGACAUCGCCGAAUUGGAGCGUUUCGUCCGCAUUGCCAGUCAACUCAGGCAAAAGGCGGCUUCGUGUCAAUAUCCACACACAUAUUUGGCCACACGCCUCCGUCGCAUGCUGACCGUCCUUCGUUAAGGUCAGCUCUCGCCUCUCGUUGCGACGACUCCAAUCUACCCUCGAGGCGCAUAUUCUCAACAGCUUGAGCUCUCCAGCCAUGGCGGCUCGAUAUUUGCGGCCAGGGCUGAUACGCUCUUCAAAAGCUGCUUUCGAAUGUGCCUCCCGCGCGCAACGCCGCCCGACCCAGUUCUCCAGACUCCCAUCCACCACGAGAUUACGUCCUCUGUUGUCGAGAUCUUACGCUACCGUGAACCCGGGCGAGCCGAAACCACCGCGGGAAGAUCCCGAGAAGCAGAAGAAGGAAGGUGACAAAUCCUCAAAGCCUUCAAGUGAGGAAUCAGGGAAGAGUCAAAAUGAGGGGCCCAAGACAGAAGACUCGAGUAAACUCGAGUUCAGCCCGCUCACGGAGGAAGAGGUCCGGCAGAUUGACGAGGUGGCCAAGAUGAUCAAGACCGGGCUGCCCCCAUCGCAGGCUUCCGCCGUCGACGAAGCCGUCGAGCUGAUGAAGAAAGGCGGGAUUCCAAAAGAGCUGAGAGAAGUUCUGGAAGAGCGGCGGAGAAAUCCAGACAAGCCGAUUGAUCUGGCCACGACCGUGCGCCUUGUGGGAGUGUUCACCAAACUCUCCCGCAUGAGUCCCGAAGAGGUGCGGGAGAAGUAUGGUCAUGCAGCCCAGUCUACCAAAUCCCAUGAGUCUGGGAAGGGAGAGACUCCGCUUUUCGAGCAGUCGAACAAGAACAAUGAGAAAGACAACGAUCGACAGCAGAAGCAGCAGCAACAGCAACAAAACAAACAACAAGGAGAUGGCCCCAAGGGUAAACCCACUGCUUUUGAGCUCCGACUGGACGCCGGCUCGACGAUCAUGGCAGCGAUUCUCACAUACUACAUCUACCGCACUUUGUAUCCUGGAGAAACAUCAAGAGACAUUACCUGGCAAGAGUUUAGGACCACAUUCUUCGACAAAGGUCUUGUGGACAAGCUCACCGUCAUCAACCGGAACCGGGUCAGAGUUGAGCUGAACAGAGACGCCGUUGCUCGCAUGUACCCUGAUUCGCCCGCUGCUCGUCCAAACUUCUACUACUACUUCACGAUAGGUUCGGUGGAGGCAUUUGAAAGACGGCUAGACGAGGCGCAUCAAGAACUUGGCAUCCCAAGCAAUGAAAGGAUACCGGUUGCUUACUCGGAUGAGUUGCCCUUGAGUGCCGCUCUGUUCAAUUUCGGCCCUACACUUUUGUUUAUUGGUGCCUUGUUCUGGUUCUCGCGCCGGGCAGCAUCAGGAGCAGGCGGCAACAGUGGCAUCUUCGGGAUUGGCAAAUCUCGAGCCAAGAGGUUCAACCACGAAACCGACGUCAAGAUCAAGUUCUCCGACGUUGCGGGCAUGGACGAGGCAAAGGUUGAGAUUAUGGAGUUUGUGUCCUUCUUGAAAGAUCCGUCCAAGUAUCAACGUCUGGGCGCAAAGAUCCCUCGAGGUGCUAUCCUAUCUGGUCCCCCCGGUACCGGUAAGACGUUGCUGGCCAAAGCAACCGCUGGCGAAUCCGGAGUUCCCUUUUACUCGGUGUCAGGUUCCGAGUUCGUCGAGAUGUUCGUCGGCGUGGGUCCAUCCCGUGUUCGAGACUUGUUCGCCACUGCUCGGAAGAACGCUCCAUGCAUUAUCUUCAUCGACGAGAUCGACGCCAUUGGCAAAUCGCGAGCGAAGCAGAAUUUUGGUGGAGGCAAUGACGAAAGAGAAUCGACCCUCAAUCAGAUUCUUACCGAGAUGGAUGGCUUCAACACUUCGGAACAAGUGGUUGUUCUUGCAGGCACAAACAGACCUGAUGUCCUUGACAAAGCGUUGAUGCGACCGGGCCGGUUCGAUAGACACAUUGCUAUUGACCGACCAACCAUGGAUGGCCGCAAGCAGAUCUUUCAGGUUCACUUACGCAAGAUUGUCACCAAGGUCGACAUGGAAUAUCUGACCGGCCGUCUUGCCGCAUUGACCCCUGGCUUCUCCGGCGCCGACAUUGCCAACUGUGUCAAUGAAGCCGCCUUGAUCGCCGCCCGUGCCAAUGCCACAUCGGUGGAAAUGACACAUUUCGAACAGGCUAUUGAACGUGUCAUUGGCGGUCUGGAGAAGAAGUCGCUGGUUCUGUCACCUGAGGAAAAGAAGACGGUGGCAUACCACGAAGCCGGCCAUGCCAUCUGUGGUUGGUUCUUCAAGUAUGCCGACCCACUGCUGAAAGUGUCCAUCAUCCCAAGAGGACAAGGUGCCUUGGGGUAUGCACAGUACUUGCCUGCAGGGGGUAAUGACGUGUACUUGAUGAGUGUCAAGCAACUUAUGGAUCGGAUGGCCAUGACCUUGGGUGGCCGUGUCAGCGAAGAGAUCUGGUUUGACACGGUGACCAGUGGCGCCUCGGACGAUUUCAACAAGGUGACCCGCAUGGCUACUGCCAUGGUGACGGAAUGGGGCAUGUCGCCGAAGAUCGGUUAUUUGCAUUACAAGGACGAUGAACAACGGUUGCACAAGCCGUUUUCUGAGGAAACGGCUCGACACAUUGACGAGGAAGUCCGCCGGAUUGUCGACGAGGCCUACAAGCAGUGCAAGGAUUUGUUGUUGGAGAAAAAGGAUCAGUUACAAGCCAUUGCCGAGGAGUUGUUGAAGAAGGAAAUGCUGGUCAGAGAUGACCUGGUCAGAAUCUUGGGGCCAAGGCCGUUUGAGGACCAGGGAGAUUUCCACAAGUACUUUGACAACACCGAGGGUGGCAAGAGUGCACCCCCGCCACCGCCGACAGAAAAUGAUGGUCCUUCUGGAGGCAUUCCGGAGAACCCGGCACCGGCAUUCAAACGAAUCGACCAAUAGCCUAGCACUGUUGUUAACCAGUCUGGACCCCGGUUGAUGCGCAUGCUCAUCGAUCAUAAUCCAGGCCUGCAUUUCCCACCGAAGGUUUUGGCAUAGCCAUAUCCUGCAAAUCUGAUUGCAUGGAGCACCGUCUCUCUGUUUCAACUCAACUCUUUGGUUGCAUAGCGCGGCGGUCGUUGCUUUUUGUCAUGUUGGGUUGGCGCAUCAGUCCUGGGAGACGAGGGAAUCAAGAAGAAAAAAAGAUAAACAAGAAAUACCGGGGCCUAUGACCACGUUUUGCUUCUUGAAGCUUUCGACCCCAACAACAUCUCAACUCUGUACCAUCACAUCGAGAAACCACAGAAACAAACUGAAAAUAUUCGCCGGACGGUAAUGGUUGUAUCGGCCGACCGAGGCGCGCUUAUCAUAUUAUCUUCUCUAAUAAGAGAAAGUGGGAGAGGGGAGGGGGAGGCACGACGGAACGGGGCAGAGCGAGGCAAAAGCAGAAAAGGGGAACGAUUCUAACACCGCCUCAUCUCUGUAGGAGUGAGUGGUGGAUGUUAUCUGUCUUGAUGUCUCAACCUUUCCUUCCGCACGGACAAUACCUUUGCACAAUGUCUAUCCUACCCUACCUACUUGUAUAUACCUAGUCAUCCUACGCGCCGAGGCGGAGCGAAGGACCUAGGUUCUGAUAUGUACAGCUGUACAGAUGUCUGUAUGUGUAUAUGUAUGUAUAUACCGCAGCCCACAGUGAGCCCAGCCUCGACUCUGAGACUCACCUUCUCUCCUC